CUUUUCCUCUCACACACCACACCGUGGCAGGUGGCCUCUGCCCAGAUCAGUAGCUGUGGUAGAAGCCAUCUUAACAGACUCACUGAGGUUUGAGCUGAGGUUUGGAUCCUCCCUGACUGUUUGAGCGCGAGCAGAGUUAGGAGAGCUAGAGCUUCACUUUCUUUCUCAGUGCAGAGAGAUCGCACGCCAGGCACGAGGCUCCCCACUCCUCCCCUCUCCCACUCUGCCUUUUCCUGGGCUCCCGUCCAGAGAAUGACUGGCUUCAGUGGACCCAAGAGGAGCAACGCAGCCUGAGGAUACAGUACAGCAGCUCCAGCCCUGCCUGCCUGCCUGCCUGCUGGGACACACAAAUGCACUGAGGUUUUACAAAUCAGCUCCAACACCUUUUGUGGGAUUCAUAAUCUUGAUUUUUUUUUCUCUGUCAUCACAUCAGAAAGAUUGGAGCUGGGCAUACAGACAGACAAACAAACAGACGGACAGACAUAUGGACAGAGAGCAGUGGGUACUGCGGCGUGAAUCUAGCAACUGGACUUCUCUUCUCCCUGGUUACUAAGACCAAACAAGGAUAACAACCAGAGCACUAUCCUGUCCACCCAAGCAGUGGGUGGAUGCAGCUUUCAUCACACUGCUAUAGGGGAAAGCAGAGACUGUAUAUAAGCUGCAGAGAUCUAGUUGAUCCACAUUGUGGUGAUAGUCAGAACAUGGACUGUUACCUCCAAAUGGACUUUUCUUGGAUUUCUAUCUGUCAUUAAACAUUGUUUGCAGGAACUUGCAGGGCAAAGACUUUCUUUCUUUUCAUGGACUUUGCUGGCCAUGCUGAGUGGACUUGCAGGAUUUCUGUGUGAAGGUGAUCGUGGAGUGUGUGUUUCAAUGAGGAUGGCAGAGUGUGUAAGGACUGUGUAUCUGACAAUGAUGCUGCUGUAUCUUGUUCUGCUGGGCACGGCUCACACAGCCCACAGCAUCUACCCAAGGAUACGUCUCUCUCACAAAGAGCUUUGGCAGCUGAACAGGACCUGGGUGUUCCAGGGACAUGGAGCGUCACUUCAGCCCCAGACUAUGCUGCUGGAUGAGGGCCAUGAGAGGCUUUAUGUUGGGGCCAAGAAUACUCUGUUCUCCCUUAGCCUGGACCGGGUUAACACACACCACAGAGAGAUCCAGUGGGCCAGCACAGAAUCUCAGAUUGAAGAGUGUUUGAUGAAGGGGAGGGAAAAGUCGGAGUGUGCUAACUACAUCAAGGUCCUGCAACAGUACAACCAGACCCAUUUGCUGGUCUGUGGAACAGGAGCCUUUAACCCCAUUUGUGUCCUGGUCAGAGUGGGACAGACUGGGCAGGACAGGCUGUUUGCUGUUGAGGAUGACAGUAUCAUGAGUGGCAGAGGACGCUGUCCUUAUGACCCCAACAGUCCCUGCACGUCUACACUCUGCAGAGGGGAGUUGUAUGUUGGCCUGUACACUGACUACUGGGAGAACGAUGGUGCUUUCUGUAGACUUAACAACCAGACCUACACACGCACUGAAAGAGACGACAGGCAGCAACUCAACGAACCUAAAUUUGUGGGCUCAGCAGUUAUUCCUGACACUGAUGACAGGGAUGAUGAUAAAGUUUACUUCUUCUUCACUGAGCGAGAGAUGGAUGCUGAGGGAGUGAACAAGGCUGUGUAUACUCGUGUCGGGCGAGUCUGUGCGAAUGACCAAGGAGGACAGAGAAUGCUGGUGAAUAGAUGGAGCUCCUUCCUGAAAACUCGUCUUAUUUGCUCUGUGGCUGGACCAAACGGCAUUGAUACACACUUUGAUGAACUUGAGGAUGUGUUUGUGCUCAAGAACAAGGAUGGGAAGAACCCAGAAAUCUUUGGCCUCUUUAGCACAACAAGUGCGGUGUUUAAAGGCUAUGCAGUGUGUGUCUAUCACAUGGAUGAUAUAAGAGCAGCCUUUAACGGUCCAUUUGCCUACCGAGAGAGACCCGAGCAUCACUGGACACCUUACGAGGACAGAGUCCCCUAUCCUCGACCUGGAUCUUGUGCCAGUAAAGUGAACGGCGGUGGCUUCUCCAGCUCUAAGGAGUUUCCUGAUGAGGUCUUGCGGUUUGUGCGUUCUCAUCCUGUAAUGUAUCGUCCAGUCCUCCCCCAGCACCGAAAACCUGUCCUGCUGCAGACAGAGCCAGGCAGGAGAAAGCUGACCCAGAUCGCUGUGGACAGAGUCCAAGCCCAGGAUGGACACUACCACGUUCUCUACAUCGGCACUGAUGACUCAGUGGUGUUGAAAGUUAUCACCAUCUACAACAAAGAGACAGACACUAUGGAGGAGGUGCUGCUGGAAGAGCUGCAAGUAUUCAAGGUGCCAGUAUCAAUAAGAGAGAUCAUAAUAUCACCCAAAAGGCAACAGCUAUAUGUUGGGUCAGAGGUGGGUGUGGCCCAGGUCAGACUGCAUCAGUGUGACCUCUAUGGCUCAGAAUGUGCUGAUUGUUGUCUGGCCAGAGACCCCUACUGUGCCUGGGAUGGUCUCACCUGCUCCAGAUACUACCCUGCUGGAGUCUACACCAAAAGCAGACGAUUCAGGCGGCAGGAUGUUCGCCAUGGCAACGCCGUCCAGCUGUGCAAUGGGCUGCAAAUUGAUGAUGAACAAUGGCCCAGAGGUGAGGAGAGGUUUGUUUACGGUGUGGAGAGCAACAGCACUUUACUCGAAUGUGUCCCUCGGUCACUACAAGCCAAAGUCCUCUGGUUCCUACAGAAAGAUGGAGAGAAACAGGAGGUUCGAGGUGACGAACGGGUUGUCAUAACCUCCCACGGGCUGCUGUUUCUACGAGUGAGAAGCUCCGAUGCUGGUGUGUACGUGUGCCAGACUGUGGAACAUUCAUAUGUGCACACAUUAUUACGUAUCUCUCUGCACAUACUCAGAGGAGAGAGGGUGGAGUCAGCGAUCCACAGGGCCAAUGAUGGAGAUGGAGAGAAAGCUCCAGCUCCAUGCCAUUCAUCCAUGGGACCCCCAACAGGCCCCAGCAUCAGCCCCAGGGCUCUGGUACCAUCCUCAGUCCCAGGACCCCACUCCAGGCUGUGGUACAAGGAGUUUCUCCAGCUGAUUGGCUACGGGGAUGCCCAGAGAGUAGAGGAGUACUGUGAGAGAGUGUGGUGCUCUGACAAAAAGCGUAAAAAGACUAAAAAGAAGUAUGUUCCUCCGGGUGGCGAGAAGAGAGGAAAAGGGAGAGGAGAGGAGAACUCCCACCGAGCACCCAGGCACACCUUGGACACCUGAGGAGAGCAGAGAUUGACUGCAUGCACACACACACACUCACACACACACAAACACACACACACAGCCAAAAGGUCAGACUCACUCAGUGUUUGCACCAUGUAAAAGGUUUUCACUUUGUUGCUAACAACAGAAAAACAACAGUAGCUGUUGUAGCUACAUUUAUCACUCAGUAAUUUGACUGUGAGGUUUAAAAGAAAGCAGAAAUUUGUCUUUUUUGUGUAUGUGGUGUUAACUGAUUAUGUGGUGCAGACCUUUAAUACUAGAAACAUCAGUGUCAGAUCAGAGCAGAGGCCCUGGGAGGAGAUGGACAACUGAUUCAGCGACGUUGCCUCUGAUCUGAAGAGACAGAAUAUUAUAUAUCAGCUCCUGUGGACUGACCCAGCCCAACCCAGCUGUCAACCCAAACGCACACAGACUGCUACACUAAAACUCUGCACCUCCUCAUUCAAUGGCUCAAUAUAACAAACUUACUGUAUCUAUAUGAGAGAAACAUUGUUAAAGGUUAUGGCCUUUUAAUCUUUUUUGGUACUAUGAUAACUUAUUUUCUUGGUCUCUACUAUUAGUUGUGUAGUUGUUUUUAGAUGUCAUAAACUGGAAAAUAUAGUGUUGUUGUUUUUGUACAGUGAAAAAUAUCUUGAGCUUUAUGAUACUGCUAAUUUGAUUAUCAUGUGUUCUUAGCUGUAGUGUGUGUGGUUAUAUUGGCCACUAUGCAUACAGUAAGAUGUUGCAAUGCCACUAUUAUGGAUACUUGAGGCAUGUUUUAAUUAUGAUUAUGCCCUCAAUGGAAAAGAUUACUAUUUAAGCACUUGUGAAAACUGUUACAGUUGAUGAAAAGUCAUAAUAUCAGUGGAUAUUAUUGUUAUUGUAAGUGUCUACAUUUACAUCUACAAUUGUGAUCAAAUGUACCAACAGUAUUGUGUGUAUUGUAUAUUGUAUUUAUCUAAAAUUCAGGAUGGUCUUUGUGUGCACAUCUGGUAACUAUAACUGUGUAUUCAAAAAGUCAUCCUUUUCUGCUGGCUGUUGCCUCGUCUUUCCCUCCCUCCCUUGCUCUCUCUUUCUUUCUUUCUUCUCUCUCUAACAAUCCUUCCUCCCCCUUCAUUUCCUUUUAUUCCUCUGUAACAAUGUUGCAGAUGGGAUUCAUAAUUGCCACCACAAAACAGCAACGCAGAACACCACAUUUCCCUCAGACUAAAAAAAAAGAAAAUUUAGGGUGACCAUCCAAACAUGCCAUUAGCAAAACUGAUGAGUCAGCCUCAUGAAUAUUCAGUGAAUCCUGAGAUGACAGAAACAGCAAACAAUCUGUUGUUGCGGUAAAAUGCAUUGUAAAAUAGUCUGGAGUUUUUUUUUCCAUGUUGUGCCUUAUUUAUCUCUUAAUUUUGUCACUUUAGAGUUUUGACCUUGUUGUAUUCAUAAUGGGGUAAAAACAAUUGCUUGGUCUCUAUCAAGGCCUUAUAUUGUCACUCAUCAUUCUCCCUUAAUAUUCUUUACCAAGAGCUUUGACUUAGAUUGAAAAUGAUGUGUCUGCUAUACCCCUUAUAAAUACCUGCCAUUAAAAAAAAUGGACCAUC
Molecule: messenger RNA, 4817 nt
Organism: Centropristis striata (black sea bass)
Lineage: Eukaryota; Metazoa; Chordata; Actinopteri; Perciformes; Serranidae
Gene: sema3e
Product: sema domain, immunoglobulin domain (Ig), short basic domain, secreted, (semaphorin) 3E
Exons: 17
Coding region: 814-3249 (811 amino acids)
Biological process (GO): neural crest cell migration; positive regulation of cell migration; negative chemotaxis
Molecular function (GO): chemorepellent activity; semaphorin receptor binding
Source: RefSeq, a predicted model, not a curated record